Molecule: messenger RNA, 1161 nt
Organism: Linum tenue
Lineage: Eukaryota; Viridiplantae; Streptophyta; Magnoliopsida; Malpighiales; Linaceae
Source: the annotation of a GenBank genome assembly
AAGCAAUUGCAGCUGGUCUCGAGUUUCACCGGCGCUACCGAAAUGUACUCUCGUCGUCGCAUGGGAGUUGCUGUUCUGUUGUUGACGAUGAUCAGCUGGGGAAUGAUGAUGAUGAGUUGCAGAGCUGAUGAGGUGGACACGACUUUAGGGUUCACAGACCUACCAUUCAACACUUCCUACUACCACCUCCACAAGCCAUACGACCUGCCGGAGACCCAACGCUACAGCUUCGCCGGCGGAGUCCACCGGCUCUGGGCGUUCGUGCCCAACGGAACCAACGGCGCGUGCAUCUUGCAGGUGUUCGGAGGUAGCGGCGAGGUGGGACACCGGACGACGCUGAUGCUGAGAGUGUACAACGGUUCGCUGACGUACUACAGAUCGCCGGUGCUGGUUCCGAGCAUCUUCGACCGGUGGUUUCGGGUGAACGUGAUCCACCACGUGGCGGCGGCGCUGCUGGAAGUGUACGUCGACGGGGUGCUCCUCUACCAGGCGCCUGGCCGCGGCGGGACGACGCAUUUCUUCAAGCUUGGGGUUUACGGGCAGGACGACAUGUCGUAUUACAUGGAGGCUCGAUGGAAGGACGUCCGCAUUCUCUGGGGAUCGUCAGUCAACGGCGUGGUGGACGUUCUGGAUCCAACCUGUGGAUUCACGGAGCUGCCGUUCAACACCUCUCAUUACAGCAUUCACAAGCCGUUCGACCUGCCGGUAGCUCAACGGAUGUUACAGCUCUACAACGGCAGCACCACCCACCCAAGAUCAGAGAUCAAGAUAGGUUAUACGUACAGUUCGGGUAUCUGGCAGUUCGAGGGGCAGGGCUACGUGCCCAAGGGCACGAACGGGGUAUGCAUAAUGCAAGUGUUCGGAGCUAGUAGACGUGCAACGAGCUUGAUGCUCAGAGUGUACAAUGGCUCCUUGAUGUACUACCAAAGGGCGGUGAUCGUGCCGGAGAUUUUUGACAGGUGGUUCCGACUGAACGUGAUCCACGACGUGGAGGCGGCGGCGUUGGAAGUGUACGUCGACGGGGUUCUGCUCCUCGUUGUGGCGGAUCAUGGAGGGAAGUCUCAUUACUUCAAGUUUGGAGUUUACGGGCAGAACAAUAUGUCGGAUUGUAUGGAGUCUCGCUGGAAGGGGAUUCGAGUUCUGUACAAAAAUGUGACUUGA